AUGCUAACGGUCAAAGCUGUCGAUGAUAGCAUCACAGAACCCGAGGUCCAAGAGAUCCAGUUUGAGCCUGAGGGCACCCUCUGUGAUGUCCGCACCCUCUACCAGAAAAGUUCCGAUGGUUGGGGCCAACCGGUAUGGACCAAAGAAAUGCCCAUUGACUUGCCCGCACCCGUCUUGGAUGCAGAGUCAGCACAAGACGCACUCCUCACGAAGAAGCGAGCGUCUCAAGGAGUUCUUGAAGAGGCACUGAAGGGUUAUCCUAGUGUCGCCCUGACCUUGGACCGCCCCGAAUUCUGCUCGCCUUUCCGGGCUUUCGUUCAUCGAUGGGAAGAAAUCACCAAACUGCGGGACGAAGUCAGGAUCCAACAACCAAGGCACAUGUGGAUAUGUUCUACCGCAUCAUGGACGAGGAGCUCAGGGAUGUCAUCGACAGCAAGAAUGAGCUGGUUGCCAAAGGGGGUCAUCACUUUUGAGUUGGUUUGGACAAUCAUCAAACCGGACGAUGUGGUCCUUUCUUCGGCCAAGGAAGGGCUCCGUGCUUAUUCGUCCACACGCGGAUCGUCGGACGGUGAAGGAUCGCCAAUUGAUUAUUUCCAAGCCGAAUACAUUCCACCCCGUGAAGGAGGCGGUCCAGGAGAUGUUGACUGCACGGGGCAAGAAGUGGAAGCCCUCAAGGGGUACCAUUUCAGAUCAUAUGAUUCUUCAACCAGCACGAACUCCAACGGUCAUGUCAAGAAUCGCGUCAUCAUUGACGCCCAGGCAUACAACAAGUUUGCGCACCACAAGACAAUCAACUUUGAUAAGGAGAUUGGUGAAGAACUGGAUGAUGCACAGCGCCUCAUUGCAACCCCAAUGCUCAACGGAUAUGCCCUGAAUGACAAAAAUGGCGCCUUUGAGUCACUGGUCCUACUGCGGGAGCAGCGGGGGUUCAAGGACGUCAUCUUGGCCGUCGUAAAGGCCCAGUCCCAGAAAAAGGAUACAUUUGAUGACGUCAUUCGGGGCAAAGGCCAGGGGUUCAUUGUCCAAGCUCAGCGGGUAUUCUCUUCUUCGACCACCAACCGUACGCAGAAUAUCGAUCCUGCCUUCGAUUCUCGCGUCCACCUUUCCAUCGCCUACAAGGAUCUCGAUGCGGAAUCCAGACACCAGGUUUGGGGACAGUUCCUCAGCCGCUCGAUGAACAUUGAAGCCAUCACGGAUGAGCAACUUGACCAGGUGGCCAAGUUGCAAAUUGAAUGGCCGCACAGAUCAAGAAUGUGA
Messenger RNA from Penicillium psychrosexuale, 1257 nucleotides. RefSeq lists its product as uncharacterized. The transcript is spliced from 5 exons. Bases 1 to 1257 code for a protein of 418 amino acids. The record is from RefSeq and is a predicted model, not a curated record. NCBI's taxonomy places the organism in Eukaryota, Fungi, Ascomycota, Eurotiomycetes, Eurotiales, Aspergillaceae.